Messenger RNA from Anopheles darlingi, 840 nucleotides. Its product is annotated as very-long-chain (3R)-3-hydroxyacyl-CoA dehydratase 2-like. Gene Ontology annotation, biological process: sphingolipid biosynthetic process; fatty acid elongation; very long-chain fatty acid biosynthetic process. Gene Ontology annotation, molecular function: 3-hydroxyacyl-CoA dehydratase activity. Gene Ontology annotation, cellular component: endoplasmic reticulum membrane. Bases 96 to 797 code for a protein of 233 amino acids. The transcript has 3 exons. Lineage: Eukaryota; Metazoa; Arthropoda; Insecta; Diptera; Culicidae. The record is from RefSeq and is a predicted model, not a curated record.
CCGGCAUAUAUGCAACACCCGUCGAUGCAUAGAGGAGUGUCCAAAUUGCAAUAUCAAAUCAAUUAAUACUACAAGCAACGCAUCGCAUCGCCAAAAUGGCACAGCACAAGAAAGGCGAACCUUCGGCCACUGUUAAAGCGUACCUGGUGCUCUAUAACUUGACGCAGCUCGCAGGGUGGUCCUACAUUUUUGUAAAGUUUGUAACGCACUUCUUCCUGCGAGGACACGGACUAAACGGACUAUGGCGUGAGGUUGGCAGUGCCACUUUCUUCUUCCAAAUGCUGGCUCCUCUGGAGGUUGUGCAUGCAGCGAUUGGCAUUGUACCGAGCAAUGUGCCGAUGACUUUCCUGCAGGUAUUCGGCCGAUGCAUGGUUGUGGCCGGAGCGAUCGAAGGAACACCUACGGGACAGCAAUCCCCCGGUUUACCGCUGGCACUGUUCUGCUGGAGCUCGACGGAAAUCGUACGCUAUGCUUACUACGUAGCCAAUCUACUUUUGCCUAGCGUACCGGCGCCACUGGUUUGGCUUCGGUACACGAUCUUCAUACCGAUGUAUCCAUGUGGUUUCUUCGGGGAGCUCCUGUGUGGUUAUUGGGCCCAAAGCUACUUCGGCGAAACGGGCAAAUGGAGCGUAACGUUGCCGAAUCCAGUCAACUUUACCUUUUCCUUCUACUACUUCAUCUGGAUCAUGACCGUUAGCUAUUUGCCGUUAUUUCCACAGAUGUAUUUGCAUAUGUUUUCCCAGCGUCGGAAGGUUCUUGGGCGUACAGAACAGUCUUCCGGCAAGAAGGUUCGCUAGUGUGAAGAGCCGGUAAGGGCAACGAACCAGUGGAUGUUGGUUU